UUAUCUGUGCGAAACUGUCUGUCACAUCAAAUUAAUCUACAGUUUUCAAACUGUUUUCAUGUUUCUUAAAAUUUUUAUUGCAAUUUAACUUUAUUAUUUUUGUUUAUCCGACUUUCAGAUAUAAGUGCUGAGACGACUAAAUUAAAUCCAAUGCAACAAUUAAAAUCAAUAGAACUAAUUUAUUUAAACAAAAAUGUGUUGAAGAGUCUUACGCAAAAUAGAAUUACCACUAUUAAGGAUUUCCUUCAUGAAGACCCCGAAAAGAUAGCUCUACUUACUAAGUUAACGUUCGCCCAAGUUUUAGAAAUUAGAAAUGAUAUAUAUAAAAAAUUUUCCGCAGUGUUAAUUACUGGCGAAAAAUUACUUGAGAAAAUAAUAAGAAAUAAAAAGUUAUGCAUUGGUAUUAAAAGUUUAGAUGAAAUACUCGAUGGAGGGAUUCCUGUGGGCAUAACUGAAUUUUGUGGACUUGCUGAAUCAGGAAAAACCCAAUUAUGUUUUCAAAUCGCCAUUAAUUGUGUGAAAAAUUCUGAAAACAAUGUACUAUAUAUUGAUACAAAAGGAGAUUUUUCUGCAUUGAGGAUACAAAAAAUAUUAGACACAAAUGGGUUCUCUCAUAAGGAUAUGGCACUAGUAUUAACUAAAAUAAAAGUUAUACGUAUAUGGAGCAUGGAAGAAUUGAUUGAGUUAUUAAAAAAAAUAAAAAACAAGCAAUGUUGUAUUGAGAAAUUAGCUUUAAUAAUAAUAGAUUCACUUCCUUGUUUGAUGUUUCAACACUUAGGCGACUCAAAUAAAUUGGGUUUGACAUAUCUAAACACAAUGGUAAAUUACAGCAGAUAUUUGUACAAUGAGUUUAAUUUAUCCAUAAUAUGUGUUAAUAUACAAACACGAUGGAUAGAUCAAGAUGUUUCUGAUCUUGAAGAUGAUGGAGAAAUUAGUUCUAUCUUAAAAGAGCCUGGUUUUGUUGAGAAGCGUAAUCGCUGUCUUGGAAAAUACUGGAAGCACAUUCCUACAACAGUUGUUCUAUUAGAAAAGUCACAAAUGAGUACUGUAGACAAUACAAGUGAUUUAAAUGUAACAGUUAUAAAAUGUUGCAAUAUAGAAUGUGAUCGCUAUUGUACACUAAAACUUGGUGACUUUGGUGUAACUUAAAAUUUAUAGGCUUCUUAUCUGAAAUAGCUGUAAAUCUAUAAUAUUAACUCUUAGACAGGUCAUAUGUAUAGAUUAAAAUAAACUGUUCACUCUUUUUUCUUUUCAGAAUAAAAUUCUUUACUAAAUA
Messenger RNA from Galleria mellonella (greater wax moth), 1276 nucleotides. It is a transcript of the gene Rad51D, whose product is annotated as DNA repair protein RAD51 homolog 4. The coding region runs from base 151 to 1149 and encodes 332 amino acids. Gene Ontology annotation, biological process: double-strand break repair via homologous recombination; reciprocal meiotic recombination; telomere maintenance. Gene Ontology annotation, cellular component: centrosome; replication fork; Rad51B-Rad51C-Rad51D-XRCC2 complex. Gene Ontology annotation, molecular function: four-way junction DNA binding; ATP binding; single-stranded DNA binding. The transcript is spliced from 5 exons. NCBI's taxonomy places the organism in Eukaryota, Metazoa, Arthropoda, Insecta, Lepidoptera, Pyralidae. The record is from RefSeq and is a predicted model, not a curated record.